This is a messenger RNA of Stegastes partitus (bicolor damselfish), 584 nucleotides long. RefSeq names its product snake venom serine protease PTLE1-like. Gene Ontology annotation, molecular function: serine-type endopeptidase activity. Lineage: Eukaryota; Metazoa; Chordata; Actinopteri; Pomacentridae. The record is from RefSeq and is a predicted model, not a curated record. Bases 94 to 528 code for a protein of 144 amino acids. Gene Ontology annotation, biological process: proteolysis. The transcript is spliced from 4 exons.
UUCCCUUCUAGGUAUGCAGUUGUAGGUGUGCAUCCAGGUCCAGGACGUUCUGUGAAAAUCAUAGAAAAAAUUCGCUUUGAGGACCAUGACAUCAUGCUCAUGAAGUUAGAGAACGAAGUUACUAACAUUACACCGAUAGAUCUGCCUGACAAAGCUGCAUGCGAACCCCUGAAAACGCCUGUAAUAGGUGCAGAAGUUCAAAUGGCAGGCCAUGGUGGUUAUCAAAUAGAUGCGAAUGGCCAUGCACUUCCAGGUAAAGCAACCGAUCUGAAGUGUGCGACAAUGCAUGUUUCCAACUGUAACGUUCCUGUUAUUCAGAAGUGUAAACCAAACGAGCCAGUUGUAAACUGGAUUUGUUACGCAGAACAAAAUGUCGACACGUGCGGAGGUGACUCUGGUGGUGGUUUGAUACAUAAGGACAAGCUUUACGGAGUCCAUGUUGGAAGUGGUACAUGUGUCUGUACUAUACCGGCUUUUGCCUUAAAUGUCUGUCAUUACAGAGAAUGGAUUGAAAAUAAUGCCAAGUAAAUGGAAAUAAUUAAACAUAAAUGUUAAAUAAAGAAUUUGGGAUUUCAGAUCUAGAA